Molecule: messenger RNA, 1097 nt
Organism: Bacillus rossius redtenbacheri
Lineage: Eukaryota; Metazoa; Arthropoda; Insecta; Phasmatodea; Bacillidae
Gene: bai
Product: transmembrane emp24 domain-containing protein bai
Exons: 5
Coding region: 140-760 (206 amino acids)
Biological process (GO): endoplasmic reticulum to Golgi vesicle-mediated transport; Golgi organization; intracellular protein transport
Cellular component (GO): COPII-coated ER to Golgi transport vesicle; endoplasmic reticulum; endoplasmic reticulum-Golgi intermediate compartment
Source: RefSeq, a predicted model, not a curated record
GUGCCACGCAACCUUGUGUCGUCUUUUGUUUACGUUAACAUAUGACAAAGUUUGGUAUAUACGUCCGUUUGUAAAAAUGAUCUGAUAAUGUAAAGUUUAGUGUGGGUACCUCUUAAGAAGAAAAAAAAAAGUUUUAAGUAUGGAUGUGUACGUUUUGAUUUGUGUAGUGGUGUCAUUUCUCGCUACAAAUAUUGAAGGUAUCAUGUGGAAACUGGAACCUAAUACACAGAAGUGCCUGAAGGAAGAAUUGCAAUCCAAUGUUUUGGUUACCGGUGAAUUUGAGGUUUCAGAGGCACCUGGCCAAAAAGUUGAUUACAUUGUGAGGGAUUCAAAAGGUCACAUUUUAUCUCAGAAAGAUGACAUCUCGAAAGGGAAGUUCACGUUUGUUACGGAAACUUACGACACAUUUGAAAUAUGUUUUACUUCAAGGGUGCCACCACAGCACAGGGGGAUGACCCAAGAAGUGUCGCUAGUCACAAAGAGAGGCGUGGAAGCCAAGAAUUACGAAGGAAUAGGAGAGGCGGCCAAGCUGAAGCCCUUGGAAGUGGAGCUGAAACGUCUCGAAGACCUGUCCGACUCCAUCGUGCAGGACUUCUCGCUCAUGCGCAAGCGGGAAGAGGAGAUGAGGGACACGAACGAGUCGACCAACAGCAGAGUGCUGUACUUCAGCAUCUUCAGCAUGUGCUGCCUGCUGGGGCUCGCCACGUGGCAGGUGCUGUACCUGCGGAGGUUCUUCAAGGCCAAGAAGCUGAUCGAGUAGUCGUCGCGUCGACUGCGGCUCGGACCUCGUCCGACGGGAAUCUGAAACUGCCGAGAAAAGCGAUGACGUAAAAAAAAAACUUUUUCAGGCUGAAGUGUCAACACAAACACAAGUUUUUUUAUACUUGAAACAUUUUGAAGCAAGGAAUUUCCAAUGACUUUUUUUUUUUAAAAAAAAAGUUCACUACCACUCUUGUAAACAUAUGUGUCACUAAUUUUGGCAAAUUUAAAGGAGAUUUCUUGAUCAAUAUUUAUAGUAAGCAGACGUGUGUUGUUUUGGAGUAAUAUCUGUGGUUCUUUAUGUUGUGUGUUAAAUAAAAUAAAUUUGAGGUAAGGAA